AUGCCCUUCCGGCCACUCCUGAUCCCGGAAAAACGCGCGCUGCUACCUCCAAGCUCAGGGUCCAGCCGCAAACCGGUGGCCAAAGUGCUGAACCCGAGCGCGGUCCCUGCUGAGACACGCAUAAGACCGUCAGCUCAAGACGCCGCAAAUGCCUCAGGGAUCGAAGAGGAAGAGGAAUACGAAAAGAAAUACAAGUGCACAGAAUAUGCCUUUGCGGUUCCUCCGCAGCCCUUCCUCGAUCCGCCUGUGUGGGAGGCGAUGUUGAAACGAAAGGAACAGGCCGUGUCGAGGCAGAAUGAGGGCACCAGUCAGGGAGGCGUACAGAGCGGAAGUGAGACAACCGAGCAGAGGAGGCGUAGGCUUGAGCAAGAGGCCGAAUACGGGUCUAUGGCCAUCAGGGGCAGAUCGAGUGUUCCCCGUGGGAGAGCACGGGGGAGGGGAGGGAGGAGGAAAUAUUGA
This is a messenger RNA of Penicillium maclennaniae, 459 nucleotides long. RefSeq lists its product as uncharacterized. The record is from RefSeq and is a predicted model, not a curated record. Bases 1 to 459 code for a protein of 152 amino acids. NCBI's taxonomy places the organism in Eukaryota, Fungi, Ascomycota, Eurotiomycetes, Eurotiales, Aspergillaceae. The transcript has a single exon.